AUGGUGCUGCUUAUUCAAAUACCGCGGCUGCUAUGGUGCUGCUUAUUCAAAUACCGCGGCUGCUAUGGUGCUGCUUAUUCAAAUACCUCGGCUCCUGCGAGGCUGCUUAUUCAAAUACCGUGGCUGCUAUGGAGCUGCUUAUUCAAAUACCGCGGCUGCUAUGGGGCUGCUUAUUCAAAUACCGCGGCUGCUAUGGUGCUGCUUAUUCAAAUACCGCGGCUGCAAUGGAGCUGCUUAUUCAAAUACCGCGGCUGCCAUGGUGCUGCUUAUUCAAAUACCGCGGCUGCCAAGGUGCUGCUUAUUCAAAUACCGCGGCUGCCAUGGUGCUGCUUAUUCAAAUACCGCGGCUGCUAUGGUGCUGCUUAUUCAAAUACCGCGGCUGCCAUGGUGCUGCUUAUUCAAAUACCGCGGCUGCCAUGGUGCUGCUUAUUCAAAUACCGCGGCUGCUAUGGUGCUGCUUAUUCAAAUACCGCGGCUGCUAUGGUGCUGCUUAUUCAAAUACCGCGGCUGCUAUGGUGCUGCUUAUUCAAAUACCGCGGCUGCUAUGGUGCUGCUUAUUCAAAUACCGCGGCUGCUAUGGUGCUGCUUAUUCAAAUACCGCGGCUGCUAUGGUGCUGCUUAUUCAAAUACCGCGGCUGCUAUGGUGCUGCUUAUUCAAAUACCGCGGCUGCUAUGGUGCUGCUUAUUUAA
Molecule: messenger RNA, 690 nt
Organism: Pelobates cultripes (western spadefoot toad)
Lineage: Eukaryota; Metazoa; Chordata; Amphibia; Anura; Pelobatidae
Source: the annotation of a GenBank genome assembly